Acanthosepion pharaonis is the source of this 1023-nucleotide messenger RNA. The record is from the annotation of a GenBank genome assembly. Lineage: Eukaryota; Metazoa; Mollusca; Cephalopoda; Sepiida; Sepiidae.
AUGUUACUUCCAAAAUAUUUAUACUUUCCAUCUGUUCAUAUCUAUCUCUAUCUAUCUAUCUAUCUAUCUAUCUAUCUAGGCCUAUACAUACCUAUCAUAUUCUCUUCAUUAUCUAUCUAUCUAUCUAUCUAUCUAUCUAGGCCUAUGCAUACCUAUUUUAUUCUCUUCAUUAUCUAUCUAUCUAUCUAUCUAUCUAUCUCAAUCUAUGUUUCUUUUUCCUUCUUUCUUUUCCUAUUCUAUAUUUUUCUUUCUAUCUUUUCCAUUUUUUAUUUAUUUCCUUUCUUUCUUCCUUACUUCUUUCUUUCCAAUUUAAAUUUUCUUUCUUUUACUUUGGUUCUUUCUUUCUUUCUAUCUCAUAUUUAUGCUCAUUCUUUCUUACUUUUCUUUCUUUCUUUCUUUCCUUCCAAUUAUAAAUUUAUUUUCUUUCUUUCUUUCUUUUCCCAUUCUAUAUUUUUUCUCCAUUUUUCUUCUUUAUUUCUUUUUGAUUCUAUAUUUAUUUUUCUCUUUCUUUCUUCUUUUUUCUUUCUUUCUUUUCGAUCUUAUAUUUAUAUUCAUUGUUUCUUCCUUUUUCUUCUUUAUUUUCAUUAUAAAUUUAAUUUCUUUCUUCCUUUCUUUCUUUUUCUUUCUUUUUCUUUCUUUCUUUCUUUCUCAUUCUAUAUUUUCUUUGUUUAUUUUUCUUUCUUUUCCAUUUUAUAUUUAUAUUUUUUCUUCCUUUCUUUCUUCCUUUCUCAAUCUAUAUUUUUCUUUGUUCAUUUUUCUUUCUUUUCCAUUCUAUAUUUAUUUAUAUUUAUUCUUUCAUUCUUUCUUUCUGUUUGUCUUUCUUUCUUUCAUCCUUUCUUUCUCAUUCUAGAUAUGUUUUGCACAUUUUCCCUCUUUUUUCUUUCUUUCAAAUUAAAACCACCAAUCAUAUUCUUAAAUAAUCUUACCUACUUGGAUUAUCCUUACCACUACGGACUUGAUAUCAUUAUCUAUCUAUCUAUCUAUCUAUCUAUCUAUCUAUCUAUAUAUCUACAUACAUCAUAA